This is a messenger RNA of Lytechinus variegatus (green sea urchin), 2715 nucleotides long. RefSeq lists its product as uncharacterized. The coding region runs from base 119 to 703 and encodes 194 amino acids. The record is from RefSeq and is a predicted model, not a curated record. The transcript is spliced from 4 exons. NCBI's taxonomy places the organism in Eukaryota, Metazoa, Echinodermata, Echinoidea, Temnopleuroida, Toxopneustidae.
AUGUUAGAACUUCAAGAAGCUGCACUGAUUAUAGAUUUGUUUUGUUAAGGGUUGAAAUGGUACGGGACUGAAUAGAUCAUAUUUACCUUAGGUGUCUUAACGUAGUAGUAAAACAAGAAUGGCAUCUCGUGUAGAAGUAUUAAUUUCGGUUUUCGUCCUGUCAUUUGUUGCGGUUGAGUGCAUGCAUACAGUGCCUGAACUUAUUCCAGAAGCUUACGCGGGGAGAUGGUAUCAGGCUUACAGUAACCGAUGGGCUGAUCUGGGUAUCCAAGUCAUCGAACCAGACUGUGUGUCGGUCGAUUAUGGGAUCAUCAAUGCAACAUACGUGUCUGUCUAUAACGCCAACUGGCUUUUUGACGAGAAGCGUACAGACGACAUCAACGGCUACGCGUACAUCCCAGACCUAAAUAAACCAGGCCAGCUCAACGUCGUACUCGAAGGAGUUCCUGUCCUUUUGGAUUACUGGAUCUUCAAGCUAGGGCCAAUCAUCAAUGGCCAAUACCAAUACUCCCUGAUCACCGACGCCGAAGACUCGGCCCGACCUCUCUUCGUGCUCACCCGUGACCUGGACGUGUUCGCCGAGCUCUACGAUCAGGAAGUCCGCGAGUAUCUUCCCCUCCACGGCUACGUGGAUGGUUUCAAGGCCCCGUAUGCCACUUUUUACAACGAAAGCUGCGUUUUCCCGCCAUUAAAUCGAAAUUAAUAAUUCCAUCUGCAACUGAAAUUCAAUCGUCAGACUAAAAUUAUCUUGGAGUGCCUGAUCGGAGAUCGACAUAACUCUUCAAAAAUGACUCGGUUUGGCAGAGUUACCAACAUGACCAAAUAGUGUUAAUAUAAUGAUUCCUUCGAUAUAUUGUUUGAGUUAUUCAUUUUGACUUGAUGAUAAAAUUCUAUACUUUUCUUGGAAAAUACACCGCAAUGCUGAUUAAGUUUACCCACACUUUGCCAGAUUUGUUUUCAUUUUUAACAUACCUUUAUUUUAAUUGGAGUCAGCGAUUUUAGGGUAUUGUACACUAGAGUAUGAUUUAUUAUAUUAAACAAAUGAAAAGUAAAGUUAGAUUGAAAUAUCAUUAGCAAGUUACUGAGGUAAACUUUAUUUUUAUUGUGCAGUUAAUUAGAAGAAGUACAUAUACUUGUACCUGAAACAAAAAGGUCGUGAUAUAAUGAAAGAAUAUGAAAAUAGUUAAGUAACACAGAUUAUUGACACUAUACAAAUAAUGACCAGGAUGAUAACGGUCACAUGGUUUUUUUUUAUAAUAAAGUAUUUUCCCUAGGCAAACAUAUCUCUUAUCUGUCUCAAUUAUAAAUAUCUAUUUGAUUGUUCAUCCAAUUAUUUUAUAACUCUAGUGUCUAAUCUUUUUUUAUCUCUAUUUUAUAAUCAAUCGGACUUACACAAUAUUGCGAGUCUAAUAUUAUACACAUUGGUGCUCAAAAUUAGUGAACCCCAGCAGAUUGUGAAAAUAUUUAAAUUGUUCAAAUUCUGCCGUGUUUAAAAUAUUGAGUUGUUUGUUUAAUUGGUUAAAAUAUUAAGUUAUUCAUUUAAUUUGUUAAAAUAUUAAGUUGUUUAUUUAAAUUGUUUAAAUAUUAAACUUGUUCAAAUUCUGCCGUGUAUAAAAUAUCAAGUUGUUUAUUAAACAGAACAGAAAGUUGUAAAGUCAGGUGAUAAAAUAUUACAUUCAAUAAAGUUUGUUUCUCUGGACUAGCUGAUCAUUGUAGUGUCGUUGUCUACAUUCAACACUCAGCAUGAAGGAGUGCAUUUUAAGUCCGUCACUCUAACAAACGGUUGUUUAUUUUCAAACAAUAUUUCUUUUAUUGUUAAAACUACUUUAAACAAACUUUAGAAAUAUAUUCAAACAGUAUAUAGUUGUUAGAGUGACAGUCUUGACCACGAAGUGCUGAUAAUUUUAAACAGCGUUUAUACAGUGUACUACUGUAUGUUCCAAAAUUCUAUCACUCUAUUUUCUUGCAAACGUACAUUAGAUUAAAAAAAAAAGCUGGAAUUUUGAUACUUCUGAUUUACACAAAAACAUACAAAUUAACCCAAAUAUUUAAAUAUUUCAAUUUCGGCAUUCAUUUCUUAUUAUUAUAGCAAAUACAAUACCUCUCAACUUUGGCAAAAGGAAGCAAGUGACACAUCAGUCAGAUUUGAGUUAUUGUUGUUUCUGAAACACCCUUUGUAUGUUGCACGUUCAGGUAAAAUUUGAGAAAGAAAUGAUUGUUCUAUGGAAAGAUAUUGAAGAAAAUAUGCUGUUAAAUUGCAUUGACGCCGAUGUAAAUGACGAACACACAUAAUUGCUCAUUUACAGCAAAUUGUACUUUUGUAACUUGUUUCCUUUUGUCAAAGUAGUGCAGAAUAGGCCUUUGUGCAUUUUAAAUACCCUGUAUAUAGAGUGAGUGUUUUGCUAUGGAUCUUAGAUACUUCUUCCUUGAAAUAUCUGAAACGCAAAUUUUGCUGACCUAUAUAACCAUUUCGGAUCUAAUUACGAGAUUAAAGUCAUAGCGGUCGAUAAAUUGAGUAAAGUCUAUGUUAUCAUAAAGGAUUAACUUCUCCCAAUUUUAAAGGUAACUUGUGUUUUUUACGAGAUUGAAAAUAAAUCUGAUAUAUUUUUAGUUUAAAGUCUAUUUUCAUUUUAUCUGAACAAUAAUAAGAAAUCAAAGUAUUACACAUUAAAGAUGUGACAAAUAAAUAUCCCAUGCAUACAUGGGUUAGAUCAA